Elgaria multicarinata webbii is the source of this 4403-nucleotide messenger RNA. RefSeq names its product CST telomere replication complex component 1 (gene CTC1). The record is from RefSeq and is a predicted model, not a curated record. Gene Ontology annotation, cellular component: CST complex. Gene Ontology annotation, molecular function: telomeric repeat DNA binding; single-stranded DNA binding. Lineage: Eukaryota; Metazoa; Chordata; Lepidosauria; Squamata; Anguidae. The transcript is spliced from 24 exons. Gene Ontology annotation, biological process: telomere maintenance via telomere lengthening; positive regulation of DNA replication. Bases 343 to 4152 code for a protein of 1269 amino acids.
CCGCGGAGGCAGGCAAAACGGAGCGCAGCGCUGAGUACUUUCCCCCAGAAGCUCCACUCUCCUCCAGCGUGUGAGCUCGGGGCUGGACGCCUGCGUUUCUCAGGAGCUCCCCCGCCGCCACCCCGCAGGGAGAUUUCUGCUCGUCCGUGGCGGAAGCGCGUCUGCCUGCUUCCGAUCCUUCUCCCUCUGCCGCUCUAGGCUGAGAGACGACGGAGGGCCCGCCGACAGAGGCGGGAGCCAGGAAACGGCCACGAGGCAGCCCUCGGGGUAACGGGGCGGAGUGACAGGGCGAGGGGGCCCGAGGCCCGGCCCGCCUCCCUCCCGCCCUCCGUCCCAUGGGACAUGGCGGGGGCGCAGGAGCUCCGCGGCGGCGGCGCUGCUGCUGCAGCUGAUCGCGCGCCCUCCGGCUCUUCCUUUUCGUCCCUGGAGCAUCAGUGGCUACGGGCGAUGCGGGGCUUCGGCCUCUCCGGGAGCGACCAGCAGAUAGUGGACGACGCCCGGCAGUGCUUGAGGCGCGCCUUGACCCCCUGCCACAGCAGCCACAGCAGCGGCGGCGGCGGCGACGACGACGAGCGGCUGCGUGGCUAUAGCCUUAUACCCAUUUCUGACCUUCAGUCCAAACAACGCAUACCUUGCUGUAGUCAUCUAACUUGGAGUUCGAAUGAAUUCAGGAAAUGGGUUCACCAAAGUGAAAGCAUUUUAUCUAACCAAAGGACUUUACAACGAACACGCUUGAUACUCAUUGGCUACUUGACAAGUGAGAGUCUGGGAGAGAAAGACCAGCUGGUGGAUGGCAGUUUGUAUGUACAAGACAACACUGGUGUGCUGCCCUGUGUGCUCCUGCAUUUUAAACUUGAAUGGCUAGAAUGCUUAAUGCUAUUCCCUAGUUGGGUAUAUAUCCCCCAAACAGACCAGAUCAAAGCUGGGUAUGUGGAGAUCUUAGAAGACCCAGUCCAAGUGAAUCCAGGACCAGAGAAGGUUAUUGAUAUCAUUCCUGUCUUUUACCCAGGACCAGCUACACAGCUGCUCAAUUCCAGGCCUCAGCAUAAGAAGAUGGCAAAGCUGAAUGUGGCAGGUGAACUGUCCAGGCUGAGCACUAGGCUGUAUAUCCACCAGAAGACCUUCUUCUUCCUCUUCUUGAAGUGCUUUAGUUCAGCUGUUUAUCUCCCAGUACUAGUGCAGAAGACGCCCCAGUUGGUUUGGCAUCAUGCACUACAACUGGGACAUAAGUAUGUCCUGACUGCUCUUAAGAUGUCUUGCCUCAAAGCUUCUGGACUGAAGAUAUUCAUUACUAGCUCUUCAUCACAACUUCGGCCUUAUUGUAUGGAACAAGUGAAGGAGCAAUUUCUGGAGAGAACUCCAACUCUUUCCACCAUGGCCUCUAUGCAGUUUAACAAAUUAUUGGAGAAGGAGGAGGAAGAGAUGAUGCUGGUUACAGUUCAGAAAUCCAAGAUGAUCUCCUACAUAGGCACUAUCACCCAGGUGCUAAAUGCCCAAGCUGGCCUCUAUGAACUGGAUAAUAAGUUCACUCUGUGUCUUGCUUAUCAGCAGUUGUUGAAUUCUGGCCGUGGGCUCCGCCCAGGAGCAUGCAUAGAGCUCCAAGAUGUCCACCUUGUUCAGAAGCCUCUGGCUACUUCCCCCUCUGUUCUUGGAGCUUGUCUGCGCAGCACCGUUGUGCUAAAGAGUUUUUCAACAUGCAGUACAUUGCACCAGCCUGUCGUCUCCUUUGGGAAUCUUUACAUGCAAUUGCUUUUGCAUUAUAAUUUACACCUGUCCCUCUAUCUGUGGCUGGUCAGCUUGUUAGAGACAUUUGAACAGAGGUUCUGUUAUUCCACUCAAUGCAAGCAGUUGUUGCUUUGCUGCAAUCACCAAGUCCCAGGAGUAGCAGAGAAGUUUAUUGUUCCUAUUCUGAAUUCUUUGGUGCUAUCCAGAAAACAAGAAAGGAACAUCCAUCAGGAGAUCCUGGCAGAAAAGCAUGACUGCCCCCUAGAACAGUAUCAGUUUCAGGAGCCGCCGUGCCAGAUUCCAGAUUUCUCCCUGCUGUGUGCUAUGGUUGAGAAGAGAUGCUGGGAGAGCUUCAGCCCAUUGCAGCAACUGAGCGCAGCCUCAGAGAUCCACCACCUAAGUGCCCAGGAGCUGAAUCGCAGGUUGGCCUGGUCCCACUACAGUUUAUCCGCUGAGAGCUUUCAACCUCAGAUGGUGUUGCUUGGUGUGUUGAAGAGCUCCAGGAAUGGCUUUCUCCAAUUACAAGACAGAAGUAAAUCACUUCCUUGCGUAAUUUUCCACAAGGAUGGCAGACCAUUUGCAGAUACAUCUCUGAUAGGGUGCCUUCUGCAAAUAGAAACAUUUCAACUUACAAUAGAACGAUUCCUUCAAAGUAACUUUCCGUCCUGGCAGCAGCUGGAGACACAUGAGUAUAUUAAAGAAAAGAGAAUAAGGCUUUACGUGCAGUUCUGUUUUGAGGAUGUGAAGAUUCUUCAUACUCCUGAAAAGAGAGCCCCAGAGGGUCCUGCAGUCGGUGAAAGGGCCUUUUCUGGGGUAAAGGGCAGUGACACCUCAGUGGCUGAGCUGAGAACCCCAGAAAGGAGGGGGUCAAGUGUGGGAAGGGCAAAACCAGGUUCCAGCACACUUGAACCUCCCCAGAGCACUGCUAGGGAAGUCAGCUGCGUGAGCCGUCUGUUUUUGGUGACCCAAAAAGAAGGACUCGUGCGCCGCAACUAUCUGCAGAAUUCAGGAGGCAACGCUGAAGAUGAUCGGGCAGCGCACCUCUGCUUUCAGGCCACAGCGCAAUGGAUGGGCCAACCUGAGCUCUGCAAGAGCCUUGGAGGAAGUGGGGCCCAGCAAGACCUUCAUGCCUCUGCUCUUGAAGAGACCAGUGAAGCCCCGCAGAAAGUAUUGCUACUGUUCAUGAGGCAAUCGCUCCAGUGGUUCCCAUUCCUGCACCCUGAUCAUCUGUACCAGCUUGUCCUACCCCAGUGUUUGGACUUGGCUGUGUUUGACAAAAUGUGCUUCUCACCAGCACCGGGAAGCCUCUUGAAUAUGUUGAACGGUUCCGUGUUUCUGCGUGUCCCAGACACUGCCCAGCUGCACCACGUGAGCCCGAUUUCUCAGCUAGUUUCAGCCGUGUCGGAGGCAGAACGAAAACAGUUCUCUAUUGCAGAGAUACUCAGCCCUAGUUUCACAGGAUCCCUGGUCUCUUUCUUGGGAGAAAUAGUGGAGAGGUGUUUGUGUGAAUCUCUUGCUGGAAAGAAGUCAGUAACAGAUUUCUGCACUCAGCAGAAGGGUAACCUCUUCCCCCGGGAUUAUACUGUGAAGCUGAGCAUGUCACCUGCAGUUGGUUCCCCACUCCUGCUGGAUGUGUAUAUCGAAGCCACUUACCUGCCAGACCUUUGGGGUCUGCUGCCUGGAGCCAGGAUUCUCUUCCAAAACCUGCAGCGCAAAGUUUCCAGGUUUAGAAAUGUCUAUUGCACCUACAUUGCCUCUAGCUGCAUGUGGCUUCUGACUCCUCCGUCUUACAACCCACCUUCCCAUCAUCUGGGUUCCCUCCCAUUGCUUCCAGAGGUGUAUUUGUUCAACAUGCGGCUUCAGCCUCCUGGACAGUGCCAAGCCCAGGCCACCUGCCACCUGACGUGCGUCCUGUCUUUGUCCCUGCAAUGGAUCUGCUCCCUCUGCAACAGCACUUCCACAGAGGGCAGAGGCGGCCAGUAUAACCCAUCUUGUUUGUCACAUACAGGAGUGAGUAAAGCUAGUGCCAAGAUCCUAGUGGAAGAUGGAACAAAUGAGUUUGUAGUGUUGUGCAAGAACCAGCAGGUGCAAGAACUGCUGGGUCUCAGCCCCAAGGAGUGGGGUGUUAUGCAAAAGCAUCUUCAGAGCAAGGGCAGUGUCUUCAUUCAGCAUAACGAAGUCAGCACAGGGCCUGGGAGAAGGGAAGAGCUUGAAGACCUGUUCACAUGGUACUUGAGAAGCUUAUGCAGAAGCCCACUUGUCUGUCGUUCCAUAUUGUUGACUUUCAGACUGGAUAAGAAGCCUGCGGAGGUUCCUGAGGCAGGGCCAAGACAGUUGAGGAGGUUUUUCUCUAAUGAAUUAGAGUUCCUAAGUCAGAUGGAAAAUCGGCGGAACUUGAUAUGUCUGAACAUCCAGAAGGUGACCUGAACAAUGUGAAGGGGGAAAGCAAAAUAUCUGUGUGUUUUCUCCUAUCCUGCCUAGAAGAGGAAUGAGGAAAUGUCUACUUCUAUGGGUCAAAACAUUUGGAGAUUUUAAUAAUGUGUUGUUGUUUUUCAAAUGUAUACAAUUCAUUAUACUUGUAAUAGAUUUAUAACACAAAUAACAAAAUAGAUUUGUAAACCAAAAUACAAUUGAUUAUUAAUAUAUGAAAAAUUCUUCUAAUAAAUAUUUAGAAUUUG